UAAGCCGUCGAAGUCGCUGUCUUGCGGUGUACCUGGAGGUGCACUUACCGCCGAGCAGACUCUAGAUGUCUCCCUACUCCGCGCAGCUGUGUGUCUCCACGGGUACGAUGCUGCUGCUGUCUACAGAUGACCGAGUCGCCAUUUUGAAAAGCAAACCGUUCACAGCACACCCACCCGGAGUACUGGAACUAUGCCGCGGGGCCGGCCUCGCAAACUGAGAGUUAAAAGAAACGACGACACAGAUGCGGAUCCCAGUGACACUAAAGGGGAAAGUCUCAGUGAUGGAGAGCUCAAAGACAAGAAGUGCACAAUAUGCUCCCAGAUCUUCACCACUGAGAGCCAGCUGCAGAAGCAUCUCCGUGAACAUGAGGUCAACGAUAAGCCUCAUCGAUGUGACCAGUGCUCACAGACGUUUAACGUGGAGUUCAACCUCACACUCCACAGGUCCACGCACACAACCUCAGACUUCACCUGCCCGGUUUGCAAUAAGAGAUUCUCCCGCAUUGCCAGCCUCAAAUCACAUAUCAUGCUGCAUGAAAAGGAAGAGAAUCUAAUCUGCUCAGAGUGCGGAGAUGAGUUCAUCCUUCAGAGCCAGCUCUCAAUGCACUUGGAGGAGCACCGCAAAGAGCUGUCUGGCAUCAAGGUCUACACCUGCAGGACCUGUGACAAGGAAUUCAAGACGUCUGCACACCUCAAGGAGCACAUGAAGAGUCACGCCAAGAUGAGGCCGCUCAAUUCUACUUCCAGAAACUACAAGAAAACCAUUGACCGCAGCGGGUUCACAAACAGCUGCCAUCACUGUGGAAAAGCUUUCAAAAAGCCCAGUCAGCUUGUCAGACACAUACGAAUACACACAGGUGAGAGGCCCUACAAGUGCUCACACUGCGGCAAGGCUUUCAACCAGAAGGUGGUGCUGCAGACUCACAUGGUGAGACACACGGGAGAGAAACCUCACCUCUGCAUGUUCUGCCCUGCUUCUUUCUCCCAGAAGGGGAACCUGCACUCCCACGUUCAGAGAGUUCACUCUGAGGUGAAAGGUGUACCGCUGUUUCCGUGCAUGGACUGCAGCUGUGCAUUCAAGAAGCUUGGCAGUCUGAAUGCCCACAUCAGCAAGAUGCACAUCUCUGUGAUUGAAGUGCCCUCCGGCACUCAGGAGACGGAGACAACAGGUCAGGCCCCUGGAGAGUCGGAGGGCGGCGAGGGAGUUACAGAUGUCAUCCAGCAACUUUUAGAACUGUCUGAACAGGUCAGUGGGGAGACACCUCAGCCCCAACCUCCAGAGCCAGCGAUCACCAUGGAAACUGCCAUCAACCAGGACAUCCUGCAGCAAGCCCUGGAGAACAGCGGGUUGAGUGUGGUCCAGCCACAGGGUGACGCCACGUCCAGAGAGCAGAACCAGACCACUGAGGGUGCUGCUGUAGAGAGCAAGAAAGUACAAGGUCCUGACAAACCAGUCAGGGAGAAGAAAAGGAGCAUUUUCAAGAAACCUAUACAAAUGCCAGGCUCCAUCAGGGAGGAGAAUGGCGUCCGCUGGCAUGGCUGCCCAUACUGCUCCAAGGAGUUCAAGAAACCCAGCGACCUCGUCCGCCACAUCCGCAUCCACACCCACGAGAAGCCUUUCAAGUGCAAACAGUGCUUCAGAGCUUUUGCUGUCAAGAGCACCCUCACAGCACACAUGAAAACGCACACGGGUAUCAAGGCCUUUGAGUGUCAGUGCUGCUUGAAGUGCUUCUCUACUUCUGGCAGCAUGAAAGUACACAUGCGUCUGCAUACAGGUGCCCGUCCUUUCCCCUGCCCUCACUGUGACAAGAUCUUUCGCACAUCAGGCCACAGGAAAACACACAUUGCUUCUCACUUCAAAAGCUCACAGCAGAAGAAGCACAAGUUCCCUCGAAAAACCAACAAGGCCAAAGUCUCCAAGAGUAACCUACCUCUGCCUGACAUCCCCCUGCAGGAACCCAUCCUCAUCACGGACUUUGGCCUCAUACCAUCCCAGAACCCUCGCUUGGCUUUCCAGCAGUACCUGGAGGUGGUGGGCAAUGACCGACCAUACAAGUGCCAGUUCUGUAGCAAGGCCUACAAGAAAUCGAGCCAUCUGAAACAGCAUGUCAGGUCUCACACAGGAGAAAGGCCCUUUAAGUGUGUGCAGUGCAGCAGAGGUUUUGCCUCCUCAGGAGUCCUCAAGGCUCACAUCAGGACCCACUCUGGUCUGAAGGCUUACAAGUGCCUGAUGUGCGACACCACGUUCACCACCAGCGGUAGCCUGCGACGCCACAUGACAACCCACAGCGACCUCCGACCUUACAUGUGCCCCUACUGCCAGAAGACCUUCAAGUCAUCGCCAAACUGCAGGAAGCACAUGAAGACACACAGGUAUGAACUGGCGCAGCAGCUGCAGCCCCAGUCAGCAGAUGAUCCCUUAGGUGGAGGCACCGUGGCCCAUGAUAUGCAGGUGGAAAUAGAGGGAGAUUCCCUCCAGCAACCGCCUGCUUCCUCGGCAGACCAGCAAAGCAUGCUGGGACUGGGCCAGUCAGAGGUGGUGAAUGGAAGUCAACAAGUGACAUUGGAUGCACGCCUGAACGACCAACCCCUUGUCCAAGGAGAAGACUCAUAUGUGACUACCCAACAUGCCUUGCCUCAAAAUAUCAGCCAGUUUGAGACACCAGCACUCCCUCAGCCUGCCUUCGACCAGCAGGCUCUAACGCAAGGCUUCACCAUCACUGACUCGAGCUACAGUCAGCCCCAGUUCUCCACUGUCCAGCAGCUUCAGGAUUCCAGCACCCUGGAGUCUCAGGCCCUGUCUUCCAGCUAUCAUCCGCCAAAUCUGCUCCAUGUUUCUAGUGCUGAAGUGACAAAUGGACUUCUUCAGCAGAGCAGUCAGGGUGAGCUUCAGCUGACCACUGAAGCACAGGACUACCAGGAUGACAGUGAGGACAACAGCAAGAGAGCCUACAGGUGCAGUUGGUGUAAUAAGGGUUUCAAAAAGUCAAGCCACCUGAAGCAGCAUGUGCGCUCCCACACUGGGGAGAAGCCAUUCAGAUGUCAUCUCUGCGGUCGAGGGUUUGUGUCAGCCGGAGUGCUGAAGUCCCACCUCAACACUCAUACAGGAGUGAAACCCUUCAAGUGCAGUGUCUGUGACGCCUCAUUUACCACCAACGGCAGCCUGAACCGCCACAUGAUAAUUCACAUCAAGUCUUUCAAGUGCUCCAUGUGUGACGAGAGCUUCAGGACCAGCCUGCUGUGUAAAAAGCAUAUGAGGAAGGAGCAUGCUGUGGAGGAACAUAUUAUAGGUCUGGAUAGUCAAGACGUCGAGGAAGAGGAGGAGGAUGAGGAUGAAGACGGGGAGCAGAAGAAUUCAAAGAGGAGGGGCUUGGAAAUCAUCACUUUCACCGAGGAGCAGGCAGCCGAGCUGGCGAAGGAUCCCGGCGAGGAGGCCUCGGUGUCGGAGCGGAUCCUCGCCCAGUCGGCGGCUGAGAGGGAUCGAAUCAGUGAGAUCAAAGACAAGGCCGUGGAACUGGAAACAGAACCUAAGUUCGCCAACUGCUGCAGUUUCUGCCCCAAGAGCUUCAAGAAGCCCAGUGACCUUGUCAGGCACAUUCGGAUCCAUACGGGAGAGAGGCCUUACAAGUGUGAUGAAUGCGGGAAGAGCUUCACAGUGAAAUCUACCCUGGACUGUCAUGUGAAAACACAUACAGGUCAGAAACUGUUCAGCUGUCACAUGUGCAACACCUCCUUCUCCACAAAGGGCAGCUUAAAGGUGCACAUGCGCCUCCACACUGGCUCCAAGCCUUUCAAAUGUCCCUUCUGUGAGCUCCGCUUCAGAACUUCAGGCCACCGCAAAACCCACAUCCAGUGCCACCUCCGGCCAAGCAGCGACCGACACAAAUCCAAACGAUCUGUGUCGUCCACUGGUCAGGCCAGUCAGGGUCAGGACCCAGGGGCUGGGCAGGCCGUGGCAACGGGCCAUGGGCAGCAAACGGCAACAUCGGAGGCUCUUCAAUCUGUGGGUCUGCUCCAAAUGCCCACCUCUGACCCCAACAUUUACCUCCCAGCCAACCAAGUCCUGGCAGGGCAGUUUGAUCAGAAUCUGCUGCAACCGGGGCUGGUGGGACAGGCCAUCCUGCCUGCCUCCAUGUCAGCUGCAGGAGACCUGACAGUGUCUCUACCUGAUGGACUCACCACCCUGGAUGGCAUCCACCUGCAGCUGACGCCUGCCAGCCUGGUGUGCCCCAACGUCCAGAUCUCUGGCAUCGACACCAGCAACAUCAACAACAUCACACUACAGAUCGAUCCUGCCCUCCUCCAGCAGACAUUACAACAAGGCGGCCUCCUCUCUCAACCCCUGAGCGUUGACACUGGCCUCGUCUCCCACUCUGGCGGCCAGCUCAUGUCCGCCAAUGACCCCACGGUGUCGGCCAAUGUCGUCAUCCACCCACUUACAAGCCUGGCCCUGCAGCCCUCCACCAUCACACCUGCUCAGGUCACAAUGGCCGGACUCUCUGAGCAGGACGCCACUGGUUCUCAGGAUCUAAGCCAUGUAAUUGGCAGCUCUGGGUUGAUAGCUGGAGGCACCAGUGGUCAGGAAAUCACACUGACCAUCAACAACCCCAGCCUGACUCAAGCCCUCGCCUCGGCGUCUUGUUCUAGUGGAGCAGCAGGAAACCCUCAGGAGAUCACCCUCACCAUAUCAGGUCAGGAUCUGCUCGCCCAGCACAGCAACCCCAAUGUUGCUGAGAUGAAUGGCAGCAUCAGGCUGGCGUCACCGCUCGGCAGCCAGCCCACCAACGCAACCCUCACCAUCACCAAUGACCACCUCCUACCUCAGAGCCCCACCAACACUGGAAUGACAGUCUCAAGCCUGCCGCCCAGCACCACCCUGUCACACACUGCUGUGUCCCAGAGCCUCGUGAUGUCUCCGGGAGGCGUGGCCAGUGACAGCAGUGUUACACUGACACUGGCAGAUGCUCAGGGUAUGCUGGAUGGUGUCACUCUAAACCUCAAUACACAGGGUCAGACAUUUCCUGCAGUGCUGAAUGACUCUGGUCUGUCAGGACAGUCAGGGAGCUCAGGCCAGCAGGUCAUACUGGUCAGCCAUCACUCCCAGUCCACCAACGGCGCGUCUGACAGUGGAUACAAUAUUAAUGACGACGGCCAUAAAGGUGGGAAGGAUGGCCAGAUGGAGGCCGAUAGCCAGAACCAGUGUUACUACUGCAAAGAGGUGUUCCAGAACGUCAACACGCUGCGGCGCCACUGCAGACAAGCUCACGGCAAAGACCGCUGUCACGUCUGCAUCCUCUGCAACAAGGCCUUUAAGAGAGCGACACACCUGAAGGAACAUGAGCGAGUGCACCAGCCAGGCCCGUCACCCAGCUCCCAGAAACCCAGAGUGUUCAACUGCUCCUCCUGCGUGAAGGCCUUCGCCAAGCGCAGCCAGCUGGAGAGACACAACCGAACACACACAGGCGAGCGUCCCUUCAAGUGCAGUCAGUGCGACAAGGCCUUCAACCAGAAGAGUGCUCUGCAGGUCCACAUGGUCAAACACACUGGAAAGAAGCCCUUCAAGUGCGAGGUGUGCAGCAUCAGGUUCACCCAGAAGAGCAACAUGAAACACCACAUGAAGAGAUCCCACGGCUACGGUCAGAUCCAAGAAGUGUCCCUGGGCCAAGACGAAGCGGUGGCGCAGGUCGAGGUAACGCCCGAACUCGACCUGGAAGUUGUUCCCGAAUCGUCCGGAGACUGGCACAACGUCUUCCACUGACCGACUGCACACCACACGAGUCAAACAGCACUGUACGGUGCACUGAGCACUGAUCAGGUUUUGCAACUGAACAGGAAAGCUUUGCCAAACAUUUCCUCCUCCCCAGAGGGGUUGUUUGGUUGAAGACAUGAUAGAGUUGGUCCACGGUACAGUAUGUCCAGGGCUUUUACCCUCAUCGCAGUCCCCUGCUGUUUAUCCGAAUUAGCAGUGAAGUAUGGGGAGUCUGGUUCCCUGUGAUUGGCUUAAUGAUUUGUAUCUGUUCUGCUGCUGUCUGAUUGUCAUCAAUAUGAUGACCUCCGGAGAGGUUUGGCUCAGUAAACACAUGCGUCCCGGGGAAUUCUCCAGUCGGGGGAGGCAGUUACCCCUCACGCUGACCCUGUAGGAGAGAGAGGAAAGUGGAUUCUGGGAAAAAAAGCCCCCCACAAACGAGCGUCUCGUUUCUUGAUUACGGGUCUGCUCACAAGGACGCGCGGCGAGCUGCGACCGACUGUACUGCUGUCACUGCUUCACUAACAGCAUGUAACAAAGAAAGCUUUUUUAUUGGUUUGUGUGAAACUUGUCACCUUUUGUUUUCUACAUAUUUAUACUGUACAUAAAUUUCAUCUUGAGGUUAAAUGUAAUUUGCCAUUUGUUACAUGUCUGCUUCAGUUAGAACAAAGCACCAACACAGUGUCCCAAACCUGUUGGUGAUAAGCGGCAGUGAGCCGUGACAACACUGCUGUGGAUGUGAUGCUGAACGACCUCUUUGACCCAUCAUGUCAGCGCUGUGUUUCCUCUUGUUGUCAUAUCAUUUACAACCAUUUAGAAGCAGCACCGUCAUUUCCUUCACUGUAGCCCAUUCUGUAAAUAGUGUAGUUAGACGGCGUAUAUUUUCUGAUGAUUGCCAGAAGAUAAAUUAGUUGGAAUUUGGGUGUAUUGUUUCAAUUGUUAUGAAGCCAAUGUACAGAUGAUAAGCUGUUUUUUUUUCUUUUUUUGCAGCUGUAUUUUCUAUUGUCCAUAAUAAAUUAAGAUUAAAGUAAUUUUUCUACUAAAC
Messenger RNA from Acanthopagrus latus (yellowfin seabream), 6791 nucleotides. RefSeq names its product zinc finger protein 236-like. Lineage: Eukaryota; Metazoa; Chordata; Actinopteri; Spariformes; Sparidae. Gene Ontology annotation, biological process: regulation of transcription by RNA polymerase II. The coding region runs from base 191 to 5758 and encodes 1855 amino acids. Gene Ontology annotation, molecular function: RNA polymerase II cis-regulatory region sequence-specific DNA binding; DNA-binding transcription factor activity, RNA polymerase II-specific. The transcript is spliced from 32 exons. Gene Ontology annotation, cellular component: nucleus. The record is from RefSeq and is a predicted model, not a curated record.